AAAAAAAUUGAUGGCAUUUUCGUAAAUUAUAUGAACUUGUGGGGUGAUUAAGGCAAAACCAAUUUUCAAAAAAAAGAGAGGUUAGUUUUGUGUUUGACUUUAAGUUGUAGGUCAAUUUUGCAAAAAUCUAUGGCAUUCUGAUAAACCAAUGAUAUAUUUGUUCAAUAUCUUGUUGAAUUUUCUUUUAUUGUUUUCAUUAAUUUUAAUCAUUUCCGCAAUAUGUAGAAUAUAUCAUUUACUCUCUUUUUGUAAUAUGUAUAAUCUCUAAGAAAAAAACAAAUAGCAAUUUAUACUUUUUCGAAAAUCUCCAAACAAGUUUUCAAAAGAAAAUUACAUUUUCAAAGUUACUAGUUAGAAAAAAUUACAUGUUUUUUUGUCAUCGACACAUAAUACUAAACAAUUACUUUAUGAUGGAGUUAAGUUAGUUUCAAACUCACAACUGUUAAUUAAGGUUAGCAUGCACAAUCGUUAAACAACUUAUAGUUUAAUAGAAAAUAAGUCAAUUCCUUAGUUUUAAAAGAUUUAAUGAUGAAUUAACCUCUUGUCAUGGUUUUAGAUAUUGAACACAAGACCUUGACUAAGUCUACCACACAUCCAUAACAUGAUCAAAGUCAAAUGAUGAAAAUCAAUACUAAAUAUAUGUUUCCUAAACCUUCUCUACUUAUCAUUUUUUAAGAUAUUGCAACUAAUUAUUUUUAGAACAUUAGUAUGCAAUAUGGUGAUAAACAUAUAAAUUACCCCCAUUGACCAUAACCACCACAUUAAAUUUGCUUAGUAGAUAUCACAUAAAAUUGCCGAACUACGGAAAAAAAAAUUUAUUCAAGUUCAAUUCUUUUCAGAUGAUAUGGUUUAAAUUUGAUUAAUUAUUCUUACCAUUGUUUUUAUUGUCAUAUGUUUCUAAACUGACAUGCAUUCUACUAUUGUUUUGAGCUAACAAACUCAUGUUGCAGAUAUCUUUUCUUGUAUUUCCGCUUUUGAGUUUGUGUGUUUCGCAUGGAUCCCUCGUGAGAGGAACAUGUUUGCGGAUGCUUUAGCCAAAGAUGCAUUGACUGCAUCAGGACAAUUUGUGGUUGAUGGUGCUGUUAUUGCCCUCAACUAACUCCUCUUUAUUUUAAUAUAAUCGGUGUUUCAAAAAAAAAAGUAAUAUAUGAAGAUUCUAAGAAACCAUAUGAGAUCUACAGAUCCAAAAAAUGACUGAAAGAAUAAGAGUAGAAGUAAUGCAACAAAAGUUUGAUGGGCCAAAGAGUAUGUAAUGAUAAUUUCGUCUCAAAUAUCACUAGAUCAUGUGAAGAAUCAAGUUUUCUUGUCAUUUUAGACAUCGAUCGAAACCUGUCCUCCAACUCUCGAUUCAAUCACUUUUAUGAAUCGGUUUCUAAAUUUUUGGUAAGUGAGUUUGCUUAUGCUAUAACCAAAUUCUAUUUUGUUUAAACAAAACACAAUCAACCAAAAGUGUGUGGAAUUGAUAACAAAACCGGUUCCAAUUUUAUUUAAAAUGAGGCCCAAUAACGGCCCAAUACCAGAAACAGCAGUAUAUUUCAUGUCCAAGAUACUCGCGCGCCCAUUCCAUACGCUCCUUCCGCGACCGAACCCAAACGAUCUCGUCUCUCUUCCCUCGAAAACUCUGAAUACCCGAACCGAUUCCCUCACCAGCGAUCUCAGCUCCUCGCUUGAUAUCCCAUGGCAGCUCACAUGAAAUGCCCCGAACUCCCUCGGCCAUUGCACCAACGGAUCCACCGACCCUUCUCUCCUCGACGCCAAUAGCCUCAAAUCAAUAUCCGCUGGGAUUAUAUGACGUGAACCGCAAGGUUCACCUCAGGAAUGAGACUCAGGGAGCGUGAGGUCUGCAACCUUGAUGGAUCGCUUAAUGAUCACGGCCGGCGAGGAUCUUGUUUGCUGUGGAAAAGAUCAUUUGGCUCUACGGAUGGGAGACGGAGGAGGAGGUGGUGGAGUCAAUUAAGAGUCGUUCAAUGGCUCCUGAUUCGCAUCAGAGCCAUUGAAUGAUCAUAUAUUCAUAUGGUUCUCUAACUUCUUUUCCGCUGCGAAGAUUUGAAUGUCAGAUUGGAAAAAAGCUUUGAGAAGUUGAAGAUGUUGCCAGCUUGGAUUUGGGCUAACGUGUGGGCCGCGUUUGAUUUUGACCCCGUCUACUUGUUCUGCUUCGAAGUUGCCAAAUGAUCUCAAGGACGAGACAAACCUGAGCUUUACUUCAAAUGGGUUAGCUUUAGUGAAACCUGGUGUAAGAACCUUUGAAUAAAUUUGAAAGUAUAAAACCUAAACCAUAUAAAUAGCUAUAUUCGACUAAAAAUAAGCCUCGAAAGCAAACUAUAGUUUUUUUACGGAUAGCAUUUAUUAACUAUUUGGUUUCUUAAAAAAAUAUUUGUUUUGAAAAAGAAAAAGAAAAUCUUUGACAUCUACAUUACUGAAUUCAAAUAUUGAACAAAAUUUAGUCUAUCAAUGAAAGAACAAAAUCUCCUAUUAAUCAAUUUUUCUUAAAAUGUUUUUAGGUUGUUGAGUGUAUCAGUGUAUGGUAAGAAAUAAAUAAUACAAAAGUAAUAUUGAAAAUGUAAAAACAUGUGAUUGGAUCAAAUAUUUUAAUAUUCACUUUCAUAUCUUCACUUUUAGUUGUAUUAAAGAUAAUUAAGCCCCAUAAACUACGAUUUUCCAACAAAAAAGAAUCAUAUAUAUGGAAAGAACAAUAUAACAUGUAUCCCGACGUUGCCAUGAAUGAUCAAACAUAACAGAAACAAACACUAUAAAGUUAGUUGAUAACAACCCCAACCUAAUCGAAGGGUCGUUAUUUCAAAUAGAUAUGUAUUACAAGGGUAUAUCAUUAUAGCUAUUGGAUGUCUCUGAGUUCCAUCUUGUUUUCCUGGAGUGAUUAAAAUAUAAAAGUCUGUACCAACCAAGUUUCGUUUUAAAAGUUUAAGAUAAGUGGACCAACUAAGUUAACAAGUGUAAAUUCUACAUUUUUUACUUUGCAAAGAAAAGUUGAUCACAAGUGUGGUGAGUGUGCAUUAUUGAAGUUGAAGGGCAUGCAUGUGAUUAUACACUAAUUGGUUAGUCAUAGCAUCUUCCGUACGUUAGUAAGCUUCGCUAAUGGUCCCCAUUUGAUUUUAUAAUUUGUCCCAUGAGAUUUUGGGCAAUAUAUAAGAUGACAAGUUACACUAUCAACACGAAUAGGACGCAGAGCUAUAGGAACUAGGAAGGAUAUUCUUGUAUUAAACUUAAUACAUUGAAAACAGUUGUUUAUUACAAACGAUAUAAUUGUAUAUAGGUUUGGCAAUAGGGAGACAUGGAACAAGUUUUGGUGACAUCGAAGCUGUCGCUAUCAAAGAAGAUGUAAUGAAAGUAUCAAAUAGCUUACUAACUCAUAUGUAUGGGUCUGAGUAGACAAUCCCACACCGCCGCUAAUGAUUUUGUUAUUUCAAAAUUCUUCACUUUAUCGAAGAUAUUAACUUUUAUGUUAGAGAAUUGCAGCUAAAAUGCCUUUAAGAUGACACCAUCAUUGAUUUUGUAUCUUUUACAUUAUCAAAGAAAUUUAUAUUUAUAAAAUGUAAAUUGCAACUAGACGCCCUUAAUCCCUUUCUACGAUGUAAUUAUAAUUAUGAUGUUUAUCCUUAUGUAAAUAUUGUGGAAAAGUGAUCCAAAUGAUUUUUUCUGUAAAUUUAAUUCUUGUAUAUGUAAAUUGAUAUUUUUUUGGUUAAGAAAAAUAAGAAUAACUAUAUAAAUAUAUUCCAAUAAAUAAAAGUGAAAUUAUUUUGUGACAGAGACCAAAACACGAAAGUGUAGGUAUAAGAAUACGCAAUGUAAAAGUUUAUUCUAUAAGAACCCAUAUAUCAUAUACGUAAAAACUAACGUAUGUACAUCUAAUGAUAAGUAAGAUAUAUGAUGAUGGUGUCUAUGGAUGGUGGAGAAUCUAUACAUCUAAUAUUCUGACAACCAACUCUCGUGAUCUAGCCAAACUAUCUAACAAAAUCAUAUUGCUCUAACUCUUGUUCUUGUUGGUUACAUAAAGCAAUAAUUAGGCGAAAAGGGUUCAAAACCCUGUUGAGAAUAAGUUUCACGGUUUUACCAAGAGACAAACCCAUCAAAUGAUUUUCGAAUUUUGAAACCAAGAUAUAUCCAAUACGAUCAAUCUAACCCUGUUGAGGAACUCAGAACGUCAACAAGUACAUCAGCUGCAAGUACCAUGUGUCAAUCACACUUCUCAUUUUCCUAUGCACCGAACCAGAAAAAAUCUUCUUCACUAUCUAUAUGUUGGGAGAACGUGAAACACAAACUGCAAACAUGUGUAUCGAUGAUAUACAAUUAUUAGUCUUAGAUUUUUGUGAAACUAGUUCUUGACUGGAGUUUUAUACAUUCAUUAUUAUACGAAGUUUAAACUAGGUGUAGCAAUAGAUAAUAAUAAUUAAACCCAAGCAUGGUUUAUCUAAAGAUGAUAUACAUAGAGAGUUCCCAAAGCUUUUUACUUCUCCACUUUCAUCAUCGGUGGCAUUCUCAUCUGAUAGGCCCUUGAGCAUUUUAAUCACACACACACACACAUAUAUAUAUAUAUAUAUAACUGCUUCUUUUUGAGAAAUAUAGGUGAUCAUAACUGCUUUGUUGUCUCUCUUCAUUGCCAGAAUUGAACAUCUAGCUAUACAUUUAGCGUUAUCAAGUAAAUCAUAUUGUCUAGCGUCUAACAAAAUUUGGUUUAAAAUGUAUUAACUACAAGUCUUAAUGAAACGAAGGAAGUAAACUAUUGUCAAAAGUUAUAUAGGAAAGAAACAUUCAAACACUAAUCUAAAAGAGACGAAUAUAAUUAAAGGCAAGAGUUGGCAAAUAUUUUAUCCACCAAAGUGAAGUCAUAUUAUAUUUGAUUUUUUACUAUAAGUGUAAGCCUUUCUUAUUUUUUUUGUCAAGCUUGCUAUAAGUAGAAAAUAAAGUAUAAAGGAAACACUUUAGUUAAUUCGUUCAGUGACUUCUGUCUAAGAUAACUGUGUGGAAGUGUAUAUAUAUAUAUUAAGAAGAUAACACUUAACUCAUGUCUAUACAUACAUACGAAGAAACAGGUUCCGGGAAGAAAAAAAUAGUCCUACACAUACAUACAUAUUUUUUAAUGGAAAAGGCGAGUAAAAUUGUAAAGUAAUUGAGAAUAAUUAUGGUGGACUAAUGGAAGUGAACAUAAAUACGAGGGGAAGGAACAUAAACAUUCUCCUUCUCUCUCACACUCCCAGACACACACUCGUUCCAGUUUUCGUAGUUACUAACAUAUCUUUUUGUUAAGUGAAGUGUGAUAAAUAUAAUAUACAAACAUCAAUAUAAAUGAGCAUGUGCAGAUCGAACAUGAAAAGCAGUGAGUCUGGAGAGAUUGUAAACGGAGAAUGCGAUGUUUCAACGUCCGUAAAAGAAGAAACUAGUGGCAACGCCAAAUUCUCCGCUGGUCUCCGUCGCAUCCCUUUCAACGAGGCUUGUUUCUAUCUCCUUCUUGUUUACAUUUUCGUCCACAAAGUAUUUUUUGAUUAGGUUGGACAAUGCUUACUGUUUUUUUUACUAAGACAAUGCUUACUGUUUGAUUCAUACUUCUCGUGUGUUUUCAUUGGUGAAAACUAGUUUUCGUGAUUCAAGAUCUUAUUCACAUAAUAUAGAUACGUUAUCUACGUUUUUUAUACUCUACAUUUUCGGUCACUUUUUCAGGUUUUGGGGUGUAAAUUAUAUGGAAUUCUUGGAACUUGAUCUUAGACUGGACUGAAUGCCUGCUUUUGACUGUUUUAAUAGCAAUUUAAUGGAAAGUAAUGUAUCUCUUUUAGAAUCAAUUUGAAGAAAACUUCAAUAUUUUCACUUAGUUAACAAGUAUAUUGUCAUCCAUUAUAUGUAACUGUUGUCUAUGUAUAUAUGAUGUAUGAAUGUGUGUGUGUUGAUAUUUAUAUAUAUGAAUAAAGCGUCACUAGUAUGAUAUGCAUCCUCAGUUUCAUGGACUGAGAUAGAUGCUUUGUUUUGGGGUUGUACUUACUUAGAAAAGUUUUCUAUAUAUGUUUCCUCAUUAUAUAUAUUUUUAUUAGCUCAUUUAGUUAGUACAAAGUACUUUAUUAUCUUAUUAGUUCUGUUUUAAAUAUAAUCUACUUACUUUUCAUUUACUUUCUUGAAAACUCUUAACUUAUUUUCUUUUUGAUAUCUCAAUUAUAGUUCAUUAUAUUUUUUAUGAUAUAUGAAUUCCUUCUUAGACGAUUUUAUGAUAUCACAAUUAAAGUUUUCUAUAUAUGUUUCCUCAUUAUAUAUAUUUUUCUUAGCUCAUUUAGUUAGUACAAAGUACUUUAUUAUCUUAUUAGUUCCAUUUUAAAUAUAAUCUACUUACUUUUCAUUUACUUUUCUUGAAAACUCUUUAGUCAUUUUCUUUUUGAUAUCUCAAUUAUAGUUCAUUAUAUUUUUUAUGAUAUAUGAAUUCCUUCUUAGACGAUUUUGUGUUUGUAAAGUAUUGAUAUUUCUAGUGAAAAUCAUAAAAUGAAAGAUAUCUAAGCUGAUUUGUUUUCAAAAAGAAAAUAAAAGGUGCGUUUUUUAGAACCCAUGAUGACUUUUAUUAAAAAAGAUCCUAGAAUGUUGGUACAGUUAGUCAUUCGCUUUUCUGUCACUAGUGAAUUUGAUUAUUCAGUUCUAAAAGUUAUAGAAUUUAAACCUUUUUUCUCUUCUUUUUGAACUUUCUCCUUCCAGUCCCAGUGGCCAUGUGAUGCGACCAUCUUCCUCGUGCUUCCAAAUUACUCUUAAUUUUUAAUGAUAAAUAUUAUUUUCGUAGUAUAUGUAAUAUCGUUCUGUUGAUCACAAUAACAAUUUACUUUAAGCCUACUUUUUUUUAAUACAAAGAGCGUUUUGUACUUGAAAUGUAAAAAAAUAGUCAAAUACUAUAUUAUACAAUUUGUAAAUUGGAAAUUUAUUUUUUUUUUCUCAACACUUGUUUAGUUUUGUUUAUAGAACGAGUACUAAUGAGUGGGUAUAUACAGUACCAGUCCUGAGGGGAAGCCAUAGAAUUAUAGAAGUAUGUGUUUCCAGCCUUGUUUACGAUAAAUAAAUAUCCACGUCCGCAAAUUUAACAGAAUCUCUUGUAGCUCAGUUGGAUAAUAACAUGCAAAUAUCAUGAGAGGUGAAAGUCAUUUUUCAAUAUUUUUGUUACCAUUUAUUAUUUUGGGCUUCCGACCCCCGAGUCAGUGGCGGAUGUAGCCAAUUUUUUUGUUGGGGGGCAAGUUACAAGUAAACAUAGAAAUUAGAGGUAGAAUAUAAAUAUGAGUGAUGUAUCAUAUCUAAUGAUGCACAAAGAUAGACAUUAAACAUAAAGGAAAAAUAACUAGUUUUUUUUGUUUUGUUAAUGUCAAUAUAAUUAUCUCUCGCGUCUCAAUUAGUAUAUAAUUAUAGUACAAUGAAACCUCUAUACAUUAAUAAAUUAAUGAUGCUGAGACUAUACUAAAACUAUAAUUUUUUAUUAAUUUAUAAAUAUAUUAAUUUAUCGAUAUAUUAAUUAAAUCAAAAACUCAAUUUAGAACUAUAAAAUUAUAUUAUUUUAUACAGAUUUUUAGUAUAUAUUAAUUUAUAAAAUAUUAAUUUAAAAAGGUUAUACACAUAACAUUUUCUUGAAUGCGUUUUGGUACAAGUCUAGAACAGUAAAAUAAUAAAUAGUUGUUCAAUAAUUGAAAAAACUAACGAAAAUGUCACAACUUUUUUUCCAUGCAGGUGGGAGAGGAAAUGGCAUCGCUAACAAAAAUAGCAUGCCCGAUCGUGAUGACAUCACUCCUCAUUUUCUCCAGAUCAUUAAUCUCAAUGUGGUUUCUAAGUCACCUCGGGAAAGUUGAACUCGCUGGCGGUGCACUCGCCAUGGGCUUCGGAAACAUCACUGGAGUCUCGGUACUCAAAGGUCUUUCCGUUGGUAUGGACCCAAUCUGUGGCCAAGCCUUUGGAGCCAAACGUUGGACCGUACUUAGCCACACGUUUCAGAAAAUGUUCUGCCUCUUAACUGCCGUUUCUAUACCAAUAGCCGUUGCAUGGCUCAACAUCGAACCCAUAUUCCUCAGGUUGGGUCAGGACCCCGACAUAACCCGUGUCGCAAAGAGUUACAUGGUCUUCUUCGUCCCUGAGUUACUAGCUCAGGCCAUGCUCCACCCGCUCCGAACGUUCCUCAGAACGCAAGGCUUAACGUCACCGUUGACCAUAUCAGCGAUCAUAUCCAUUCUUCUACAUCCUCUAUUUAACUACGUCUUCGUCGUGCGUAUGCGUUUAGGUGUUGAAGGUGUCGCGGUCGCGAUGGCCUUCAACACUAUGAACAUCAACGUGGGACUGCUCGUCUACACGUGUUUUUCGGACUCUCUAAUCAAACCGUGGGAAGGACUUGCUUUGCGGUCGCUUUUCCGCGGUUGGUGGCCGCUGCUUUCUCUAGCCGCACCAAGCGCUAUCUCGGUGUGUUUGGAGUAUUGGUGGUAUGAGAUAAUGCUUUUUCUUUGUGGGCUUCUCGGUAACCCUAAAGCAAGUGUUUCGGCCAUGGGGAUAAUGAUUCAGACAACGGGGCUACUCUACGUAGUCCCAUUCGCUAUAAGCACGGCCAUUGCGACUCGUGUAGGACAUGCGCUUGGUGGCGGCCAUCCUACACGGGCGCAAUGUACAACCGUUAUCGGUCUGAUACUCGCGGUAGCGUACGGGCUAUCAGCUGCUGUCUUUGUAACCGCGCUCAGGUCGGUUUGGGGGAAGAUGUUUACGGAUGAAACCGAGAUUCUUGGGUUGAUCUCGUCGGCGCUUCCGAUCUUAGGGCUUUGUGAAAUCGGAAACUCGCCGCAGACAGCGGCUUGCGGAGUCUUGACAGGCACGGCGAGGCCUAAAGAUGGGGCACGUGUUAACCUAUGUGCGUUCUACAUCGUCGGCUUGCCUGUGGCAGUAACGUCCACGUUUGGGUUUAAAGUUGGGUUUUGUGGGCUAUGGUACGGUAUGCUCGCUGCGCAGAUUACAUGUUUGGUUAUGAUGCUUUGUACGUUGGUUCGUACGGACUGGGAACAUCAGGUGAAGCGAGCAGAGGCACUUACCGCCGCUGCAGCUGAUAGAAGUCGUUCGGAAGAACAUACCAUCCAUACCGAAGUCGAAAAUGAUGAUGAUCUAGAGAUUGGUUUGUUACAAAACACAAAUGACUAAUUUAGAAUUGUUUAAAAUUUUCAAUCGGAAAUUUUAACGGAUUGUUAAUUAUAUAUAGGGUUUUUUUCUUUGGGCAAAUUAAAAUACUCUAGAUAGAGUUGCAUCCAAAUUGUUAUAGGCUGAUAAACAAUAUCUUGGUAAAAGUGUCAUAAGUACGAUCAAAUUGGUUGAGCUAAGUUUUGUUAACAUGUAAGCAACCAUUUUUUUUUCAUAUAAAGUCAACUAUGUAGUGAAGAAAUAGUUGUGACGAAAUUUAAUGAUUUAUGACUCCUCUAAAAUGCCUCUGAAUUUUUGUGAACAACAAACAAUAAGGCCGACUCUCCCAGCUCACCCAGCCCAAUCAUAUAUGAUCUAUGUUACACGGUACAUCAGGCUAUUUCUUGCCGUAGCUAGGAUUGUUGGUUAGGAACGUAAAAUAAAUAAUUUGAGGAUUCAUAUCCAUAACCCGCUCCAUGUUGGGACGAUUUGUAUUUAGCAAGUUCUCGGUUUGGAUUGACACAUCUGUGUAUAUGACCUCUGAGUUUCUCAUUCUAAUUUUUAAAUAAAUUUUCCAAAACCUGCUAUUUUUGGAAAGUUGUCAUUUCGUUGUAAAAAUAUUGUAGAUUUGAGAUUGUGAUUUAUAAAUUAGGAUAAAAGAGUUUUUGUUGAUAGAUAUGUAUGCUUUAAAAAAUUUUGAUCAAUAAGUUAUAAUGUUUAAAUAAAUUUUCCAAAACCUACUAUUUUGGGAAAGUUAUUAUUUUUCUAUAGAAAUAUUGCAGAUUUUGGAUUGUUAUUUAGAAAUUAGGAUAACAAGAUUUUUUGUUGACAGAUGGGUAUGCUUUUGUAAUUUUUGAUAAAUAUGUUAUAUUUUAAAAAUAAAAUUUAUAAGAACUGCUAUAUUUUGGAAAGUUAUCAUUUUUGUAGAGAAAUAAUGUAGAUUUGGGAUUGUGAUUUAGAAAUUAAGAUAACAAAAGUUUUUUUGUUAGAGAUGGGUAUGGUUUUAGAAUUUUUGAUCAAUAGGUUAUAAUUUUUAAAUAAAUUUUCUAAAACCUGCUAUUUUUGGAAAAUUAU
Messenger RNA from Brassica rapa (field mustard), 10188 nucleotides. RefSeq names its product protein DETOXIFICATION 53. The record is from RefSeq and is a predicted model, not a curated record. Gene Ontology annotation, molecular function: antiporter activity; xenobiotic transmembrane transporter activity. NCBI's taxonomy places the organism in Eukaryota, Viridiplantae, Streptophyta, Magnoliopsida, Brassicales, Brassicaceae. Gene Ontology annotation, cellular component: membrane. Gene Ontology annotation, biological process: xenobiotic detoxification by transmembrane export across the plasma membrane.